Messenger RNA from Scedosporium apiospermum, 1455 nucleotides. RefSeq lists its product as uncharacterized. The transcript is spliced from 7 exons. Lineage: Eukaryota; Fungi; Ascomycota; Sordariomycetes; Microascales; Microascaceae. Gene Ontology annotation, molecular function: sterol binding. The record is from RefSeq and is a predicted model, not a curated record. Gene Ontology annotation, cellular component: cortical endoplasmic reticulum; cytosol; intracellular membrane-bounded organelle. The coding region runs from base 1 to 1455 and encodes 484 amino acids.
AUGCUGACUUCGUGGUGGUCCGCGCCGGCCCCCGCGCCAGAACCCAAACCCUCUGACGAUGCUCGAAGCGAUAUCUCCAAUGAGGACAAUACUGAAGAAGUCGACCCUGAUCAGGGAAAUGUUCUCUCGCAUAUAAUUGCCCACCUCCGGCCCGGCGCCGAUUUGAGCCGGGUCGUGCUGCCAACCUUUAUCCUCGAACCCCGGAGCAUGCUCGAGCGGAUCACAAAUUUUAUGUGCCAUCCCGAGAUGCUUCUGCCCAUUCCUGAGAUUGAGGACCCGGUCGAGAGAUUUGUUGCCGUUGUCAAGUUCUACCUCAGUGGAUGGCACAUUCGUCCGCCUGGAGUCAAGAAACCAUUAAAUCCCAUUCUCGGCGAGAUUUUCACCUGUUAUUGGGACCUCCCCGACGGCAAGAGAGCUUACUACGUAUCCGAGCAAACGUCGCACCAUCCGCCCAAGUCGUCCUACUUCUACAUGGCCCCCGACCACAAUAUCCGUGUCGAUGGAACUUUGAAACCUAGGAGUAGAUUCCUAGGGAACUCUGCUGCUAGUAUGAUGGAGGGAAUAGCGUUCCUGACCUUGUUGAAUCGCGGCAAGGACCCAGCCAAGGGCGAGAGAUACCUCCUCACACAACCAAACAUGUACGCACGCGGCAUCCUUUUCGGAAAGAUGAAGUACGAGCUUGGCGAUCAGAGUUUUGUCCGCUGCCCCGAACUCGACCUCGUUGCUGAGAUCGACUUCAAGACCAAGGGCUGGGUUAGCGGGACGUACAAUGCUAUCGGCGGUGCGAUCAAACAGGAAAGCACAGGCGAGAUUCUCUAUGAGCUCUCUGGUCUAUGGAACGAGGAGAUGUACAUAACUGAUGUGCGGACUGGCCAACAAGAAAUGUUCUUUAACGGACGCAAAUCGAAAUCCACUCCCCCGCUCGUACGGCCGAUCGAGGAUCAGGAAGAGAGGGAGUCCCAGAGACUCUGGCAAAAGGUUGUGCAAGCCGUGAAGGACCGAGACCACGAAGUUGCGACAGACGAAAAGACCCUAGUCGAGGACCGCCAGAGGCAAGAGGCUGCCUUGAGGGCGGCAGACGGUGUUGAGUGGACACCAAGGCUCUUUAGGAGAGUGCGCGGCGGCCCCGGGGGUAGUGAGGAGGGAGAAGAAGAUCUGGAGUGGAUUAUCAAUGCGCACAUUGAUCACCGCCAGUCUCCAGAGAGGAUCUCUGAACAAAUCAAGGCAAUAUACCCCAUUGUUGACGGCCAGAAGCCAGAUUCCUCCAACGCCAUUCCUCCGCGCACCCCGGAUGUUCGGUCCCCAGAUGGAGACGUACCCAACCAUACAACUAAAAGGGCACCUCCAGCGGCCGAGGAGGGUGACUUGAUCGACCUCGGACCCGACUGUGAAGCCACCGCAGGCGUCAAUGGAACUGCCACGGGCGGCACGGAUACACCACGACCAGCUGUAUAG